Molecule: messenger RNA, 579 nt
Organism: Emiliania huxleyi CCMP1516
Lineage: Eukaryota; Haptophyta; Isochrysidales; Noelaerhabdaceae
Exons: 4
Coding region: 1-579 (192 amino acids)
Source: RefSeq, a predicted model, not a curated record
AUGCUGGCCAGUAUUGGCUCGCCUCCUGCGUGUGCGCCCGAGGCCGGUCAGUUUGUGGCGCCCACCGCACCGGAGUCUGGCACGCCUUGGAUGAAGCUUCUAGCGGAUCACGUGCUCUACUGGCGUGCCAGAAAGGCGUGGAGCCGUCAGUAUUACAACGACGUGUUCCAGUUCAUAGCGAAGCGAGCUCCCGACCUCCAGCAGCCGCUGCGGAUUGUCGAGGUUGGCACAGCGUUCGGCGUGUCAGCUCUGCCCGCCCGCCUAGCGCUAGCCGUCUUCUCGACGGCGUGGCUUUUGCGCGCGGUGGUCACUUUCGCCGCGCUGCGCGCGGCGCGCCGGUUCCAGCUCCACGACCGGCGCCUCGUCAGCCACCGCCAGGCUGCGCUGCCUGACUCGCGGUUCUUCUCUGCCGCCGGCGCCUCCGGUGCGGACGAGGCGGCGCUGCUGCACCUCUGCCACGGGUUCGGAUCCAACGCGCUGACCUGGGCGCCGCUCCUCCUGCUCGCGGCGCUGCUCGUGCGCGGCUUGUCCGCGUCGGGCCGAUUCUGGAGGCGAGAGGAGUUUUGGGGGGGAGCGUGA